This is a messenger RNA of Clupea harengus (Atlantic herring), 1156 nucleotides long. RefSeq names its product claudin 8.3 (gene cldn8.3). Gene Ontology annotation, molecular function: structural molecule activity. Gene Ontology annotation, cellular component: bicellular tight junction; membrane. The record is from RefSeq and is a predicted model, not a curated record. Lineage: Eukaryota; Metazoa; Chordata; Actinopteri; Clupeiformes; Clupeidae.
AUGGUGCAAGGACCAUCAGAGCUCAUUGCCUUGUGCCUAGGCGUGGUUGGCCUCAUCGGGGCAGCGGCCGUCACCGGAAUGCCUAUGUGGAAGGUCACAGCCUUCAUCGGUGAGAACAUCAUCGUCAUGGAAACGCGCUGGGAAGGCUUGUGGAUGAACUGCUUCCGUCAGUCCAGCAUCCGCAUGCAGUGCAAGUCGUACGACUCCCUGCUCUUCCUCCCUCCAGACCUCCAAGCCGCCCGCGGGCUCAUGUGCUGCUCACUGGCACUGUCCGGCGUGGGCCUGCUGGUGGCGCUGGUGGGCCUGCGGAGCCUCUCCUGCUUGCCGGAUCAACCGCGUCUGAAAAGUGUCCUCCUGAUGGUGGCCGGUGUCAUGCAGCUACUGGCCUCCGUCUGCGUCUUCAUCCCCGUCUCCUGGACGGGCCACGUCAUCAUCCGCGACUUCUACAACCCGCUGCUGAUUGACGCGCAGCGCCACGAGCUCGGCGAUGCACUCUACGUCGGCUGGGUGACCGGCGCCUUCCUGUUUGCCUCGGGCCUGGUGUUUGUGUGCCGCUGGAACGCCGUGGCCGAGCAAGGCUCGUUCGAUGUGUACCCCGCCGGCAAGCCCACCCUCACGCGCUUUCACCCGCUGUCCAGCACCGUCAGCUCCGUAGGGCUUCAGCCACUGCUGUUGCAUCCGAGCAGCUUCCACAACCCCCAUACACCGUCAUCCAUUCACAGUGUGGCUAUUGUACCUCAAGGAGGAUACCCACUCACUCACCCCGCCCAGUACAACCACCAACUCGUUCCCACUGUGCCAAUGGUGUAUAAUGGGAACAUCAUGGUGUCUCACCCAUCGCAUGCAUUGAAUGCUGGACAGAUGACCCCGAGGGAAUCUCUCUACCACAGCCAGCAGUCGAUGCCAUACACAGCAAGUCAUGGGACGACACCCUAUGCUUCAUACAACUCCACCACUAGCUACCACCCCGUUCCGCAAAAUCCAGUCUUCGUAGGAUACAACUACUCCAGGGUGGGAUCCCCCAGUUCCACAACCAGCUCAGGGAUGCGAAUCUGAGGACCGUAUUUAGAACAUUCUGUUGCCUACGACUGACCUGUUGCUAAAAUGGAAUGGAAGUUUACAGGUUCUUUUUCCUCGGCACAGAAACACAGGUGAC